AACGAGUGGUGCGAUAUGGAACCGUCACCACAAAAGGGCCCACAGCAGUCUGUACAAGUAUUCGGACGAAAGAAAACUGCUACUGCUGUAGCUCACUGCAAACGUGGAAAUGGCUUGAUAAAAGUGAAUGGACGACCACUGGAUCAGGUGGAGCCACAAAUCCUCAGAUACAAGCUCCAGGAACCAGUCUUGCUUCUUGGCAAGGAGAAGUUUGCUGGAGUAGACAUCAGAGUAAGAGUUCGAGGGGGUGGUCACGUGGCCCAGGUCUACGCUAUUAGACAGGCUAUCUCAAAAUCCCUGGUGGCAUACUACCAGAAAUAUGUAGAUGAGGCCUCAAAGAAGGAAAUUAAGGAUGUGUUGAUCAGCUACGACAGAACUCUGCUGGUCGCAGAUCCCAGAAGAUGCGAGCCCAAGAAGUUUGGAGGUCCAGGUGCUCGUGCCCGCUACCAGAAAUCUUACCGUUAGUCUGUUCAUUAAAAUGUACAGUUACAAGUCA
Molecule: messenger RNA, 496 nt
Organism: Saccostrea echinata
Lineage: Eukaryota; Metazoa; Mollusca; Bivalvia; Ostreida; Ostreidae
Product: small ribosomal subunit protein uS9
Exons: 6
Coding region: 16-465 (149 amino acids)
Biological process (GO): maturation of SSU-rRNA from tricistronic rRNA transcript (SSU-rRNA, 5.8S rRNA, LSU-rRNA); translation
Cellular component (GO): ribosome; cytosolic small ribosomal subunit
Molecular function (GO): RNA binding; structural constituent of ribosome
Source: RefSeq, a predicted model, not a curated record